GGGAAGAGGACGUGCCAGUUGAUGUGUUACGACAGAGGGAAGCAAAAUGGCUGGAUAUGCUUUCAAACUGGGAUAAAUGGAUGGCAAAAAGGCACAAAAAGAUAAAGCUGAGGUGUCAAAAGGGAAUACCGCCAGCACUACGUGGCCGAGCAUGGCAGUACCUUUCUGGAAGCAGAGUAAAGAUGGACCAGAGCCCCCAUAAAUUUGAUGAGCUGGACUCAAUGGCAGGUGAUCCUAAAUGGCUGGAUGUAAUAGAACGAGAUCUCCAUAGGCAAUUUCCUUUCCAUGAAAUGUUUGUGGCACGAGGGGGUCAUGGGCAGCAAGAUCUCUUCAGGGUACUAAAAGCUUACACUCUGUACAGGCCCGAUGAAGGAUACUGUCAGGCCCAGGCACCCAUUGCAGCUGUCCUGCUAAUGCACAUGCCAGCAGAGCAAGCAUUUUGGUGUCUGGUGCAGAUCUGCGAGAAGUACCUGCCGGGAUAUUACAGUGAGAAACUGGAAGCGAUUCAGUUGGAUGGAAGGAUUCUGUUUGCACUGCUUCGAAAAGUGUCUGCAGUGGCCUACAAACACCUGAGCAAGCAAAAGAUUGACCCCAUCUUGUAUAUGACAGAAUGGUUCAUGUGCGCAUUUUCGCGGACACUUCCCUGGAGUUCUGUUUUACGAGUGUGGGACAUGUUUUUCUGUGACGGUGUAAAAAUCAUCUUUCGAGUUGCACUUAUCCUUCUUAAGUAUACGAUUGGCUCCACCGAAAAGCUCAAAUCAUGUCAGGGACAGUAUGAAACUAUGGAGAAGUUGAGAGCAAUUGAUCCAAAAUACAUGCAGGAAGGUUUUUCUUAUCCCAGAGAUUGUGGAAUUGCCCAUCACAGAGCGGGAUGUGGAACGUGAACAUUUGAUCCAGCUAAAGAAGUGGAAGGAAGAAUUUGGUGAGCUGCAGUGCAAAUCCCCUUCCCGUAUGCAUGGGGCCAAAGCGAUCAGUGAUGCUGACCCUAUAGGCCAUAAGCCUUUGGUGCACUCCCCUUCCAUCAUCCUCCCAUCCAAUGCAAGCAGUGGGAAGAAGACCAAGGAGCAGAAACAUGAAGAGAAGGAACAGGAAAAGCAGCGAAGUAAGGAGAUGAGGGAGAGGGAGAAGAUUGAAAAAGAGAAAAAAAAAGUUGAAAAGAAAAAGAGUAAGGGAAAAGCUGACCAGUCCAAUGGGGCUGUGAAAGAGAAAAAUGGAAAGGAAAAUGGAACCGAGGGGAACAGAGAUCACCGGCAGGAACCGGUACAGCCUCUCUUGGCCAAAGGAACCCAAAACAACUCUUUAAAUGUGCAUCAGUCCAGCGAGAGUUUGUGCUCCAAAGAAAGUGAAGAUACUUAUUUAUAA
This is a messenger RNA of Staurois parvus, 1362 nucleotides long. NCBI's taxonomy places the organism in Eukaryota, Metazoa, Chordata, Amphibia, Anura, Ranidae. The record is from the annotation of a GenBank genome assembly.